GAGGCGGAAACCUCCAUCUGCCCUGCUCGGUGACCGACCCGUCAUCCUCGGGCUCGGAGAGGAGACGGAUCAUCUCCUCGCUGGAGUCAUUUCUGUAUUACUUUCACACCGUGGAUGCGGAAACAAGAGCAGAAACCGUGGAGGACUGGUGUGACAAAAGAAAAAAGACCGAAUUUGACAUGGAAGAGAUCUAUAGUCUAUAUAUAGGCUAUGCCCUGGACUGCACCACCACCACCAGCGCCGCCACCUGCCCCCAUGGUACCGGUCAAUGAGAGCCAGCAACAGCUCGGUGUGAAACACACAUUCCUUUUUUCUCUCUCUACCAUGCCCUCCUCGCUUCCAUAUGUUAGAAAACACAGUCAUCUUAUUUUAGCAGUGCUGCCUUCCUCCUCCUCUUCUUCCUCCUCUUCCUUCUCUCUUGUCCUCCUCUCUUUCUGAGUUUUGACUCUUUUUUUUUUUUUUUCAAACACACACAUACACAAACACUCUGGAAAAUGAAGCGUGGGUCGAGUGUGUUGCAGCCUCCCUCUGAUGCAGCCAAACGACACACACACCCUGCAAGCACACGCACAAAGACACACUCCGGCAGUGAUGUGGGCUUGCUGAGUGUGCCUGAACGGACGCCGGACACGCACACCGCAGGUUCGAGUCCUUUCCCAGCAGCCACCUCUCUGUUCAGCCCUGAUGUCACCACCAAGAUGGCGUCUGACCUCCUCAUCAGGCUUUCAGAGGCCACUCAGAAGGCCCAGAUGCAUCCUGGGAGCCAAGAGGAGGCUGAGCAGCAGGACGAGCCUGGGGUUGCACUCUCCCCAGACAGCCCCGGGGCGAGUCCAGAGCCGCCGUCCCUCACACACACACCCGAUGGCAACACAGCCACCGACACACUGGCUUCAGACCUUCUAAGGAAGCUAGCAGAGCGUCAGGAAGUCAGCAGCCAGGUGUUACGGCUCAAAGAGGAAGAAGAGCCAAUGGAUGUCAGCACGGUGGCCCAAAGUCGACCAGUUACAGAGGAGAUUGCUAGGUCGACCCAAAAGAUGGGGAGCCAUCAUCUGUUCACUGUUAAAUCAGAAGGUCGGGAUCUCACUGGGAACAAAGUAGCUCAACAGUUGCACCCUGGAGCCAAAAUGGUGGACCAGUGUCUCCUUGGUUUCAAAAUGGAGGACAGAUUUUACGCUGGAGGCUGCCAGUCUGCCUCCAAAACAGCAGCUAGUGGCAUCUCUGGAGCUAACAAGUUUCAGUUUCCAGUCAAAAUAGAGCAUCAUGGUGUUACUAUGAAAGAGCAGCUUGUCGUGAAUGUGAAAAGCACAGAGAGGCUGCUCUCUGGAACGAAGAUGAGCAACCAUUUUCUGUCUAGAGUUAAGAUGGAGGACCAAUUUUCCUCAGGGGCUACGAUGGAGAACCAGCUUGUCUCUGGAGCCAAGAUGGCCACCCAGGUUUUCUCCGGGGCAAAGAUGGAGGAGCAGCUUUUCUUUGGAGCCAAGAUGGAGGACCAGCUUACCUCUGGAGCCAAGAUGGCUGAUCAGUGCCUCAGAGCAGUGCUGUGGCAGGACAUGUCGGUGAACCUGGCGUCUACGUUGCUGCACCAGCUGUCAGAGAAGGUCAGUAAGUCCACCAAUCAGCAGGUGGAGAGGACAACUCCGCCCAUCAGAAGCAGUCCUGAUUUGAAGGUGAACGUGGACCAACUCCGCCCUUCCCCAUUCUUGACCUCCCAGGAACCUUCAGAUGAAACCCAAACCAGCCUCAGCAGAGAUCAAACCACAGGUUGCUCUUACUUCUUCAGGUGUCACGUGUGUGGCUUUGAGACUGAAGGCCAGGCCCUUUUCCAGAGUCACAUGACGGAGCACCGCCAAUGGGAGCACAACUCCUUCACACUGCACUGCUGCAUGUGCGACCUCUCAACCAAUCAGGAGGCAGAAAUGAGGGCCCAUAUGGACACGCACAUACAGGGAGAUGUAGGAGAGUUGAGAUGCCCCAUCACCCUUCCUGCCGCCUCCAGCAGUGCUCUGGCAGUUGCCGUGGCAACCCAGCCAGAGAAAAGCACCUCUGAGCAUCGCUGCCGCAUCUGCCAGAGGUUGUUUCCAGGGCAACAGGAGCUGCUGGUUCACUUCCAGGGUCAUCGCCAAGGCAACCAGUACCGGUGCGACCGGUGCGGCCACCUGACACGGACAGCCAACAAGCUGGUGGAGCACGUGCGCGUGCACACAGGGGAGCGGCCCUUCACCUGCGACCUGUGCCCCUACAGCGCCAAGCGGCGGGACAGUCUGCGGCUGCACUGCAAGGUGAAACACGGCGCGCACGGCAACGGGAGCGCAACAGAAUCACCCGGCGACGUGCACACGCACCGGUCAUACGUGCCCAGAGACAAUCAGCGUGCGAGUAAGCACGUUCAGCGGCUGCACACGCCGCCCAGCACACACACUGCUGCUUCCUCCUUCUUCUCUCAUCCUCCUUUUCAGCCAUCGCUCUCUGACCGCGCAGGAUGGAGGGAUUUAUCCCCACUCCUCCCCAUCACAACGCUCAUCUCUCUGAAACCACACUCACUUUCAUCCUCCUCCUCUGCCUUUUCCUCAACUAAACACUCCUUCCUCGGUUACCUCGGUCUGACAACUUCUUUGUAAAUGUUUUUUUUCUCAUCCUCCUUCCUCUCUUCUUCCUUUCCUGUCCCUUCAUCCCUUUUAUCCAUCUUCUGGACUAUUUAAGUGAUGGAUGUAAAGCUCUAAUGUAUCCAAGGUACUGUCACUCAGCACUAUGUAUGAGAAUGUCAAACAGCUACUAUUAUGCUCAGUGCACUGAAAACACACACAGAUAGGAACGUUUUGUAUUUAUUCAACUUUUGCAUUAUGCUCGUAAUUUUUGCUGCAUUUUUGCCUGCUUUAGCUUGUCAUAUAAGCUCUAAAUUCUUAGCUAUUUAACCGUGUGACAUAUUUAUUGCUUGUCUCUCGUCCUCCAGAAACCCUGAGCUUAAAAAUUCUAUUUAAAAACAUUCCUUUAGAGCACCAGGUGCUUUGGUGUAAAGAUCACUCAUUAAGUAAAAGAAAAACAUUCCUGUUGAUGUAAGAGUGAACGUCUUACUGAAAAAAAGGUCAAACCAGUAGGGUGGUGAUUGCUCAAAGACAUUUUUAAAAUCAAGUUGAACAACAUUUUAGUUUCAGGGAAGAAAAUACACACAGUGUUGUUUGAGGCUAAGCUUUGACACAGCAGUUCUUAGAGCUAAAGGUUAGCUUUAACAUCAAAAUAGCUUCAGAGUGACAAGGCUAACUUAAGCACCAUUUCCACCAAGGGAUCCAGAUCGGGACAGGACAGUUUAUACAGUUUGGUUUAGUGAAUUCUGAUCUCUGUUGCAUUUUUACAGCUAACUAUACCCUUAACAGAUAUGCAGCGUACAGGCCGGAUAGCAAUAGAUGCAUCAGCUACGUUAUGGUGUGAUGUCAUACCAGCGCAAUGCCUUCCUUGAAUUAUAACGAAGAACACGAAGAGUAUAGUGUACAUCUAGCAGUUUGUUUUUUUCCUUCUUGGCAUGUCGUUUUAAACAACAGAAAAUCUGUGCUAUAUUUAAUCUGGGUGCAGGUCUCAUUUUAUUCUUAUUGCUGAGUUGCAAAGGAUUAUUUUCAACCAACAGAUUGCAGUGUGUCAAGCUCCACACUGUUGGAUCAGAUUGGAAAAACAGGGACCCCAACUCAAGAGCCCCCAAAAAAGUAGGACCAGUUAGAUUGGAUAUCCUGGCACCCUUGCCAGUUUUUGCCGGCAGACAUGCAAAAAGAAAAAAAUUACUGACCAGGAUCCAUGUUGGAAACGGGGCUGUACAGACAUUAAGCAGGCAGGCUACAUCCACACUGAGACUAAACCGGUUUAGUUUUUAAAGGGUUUUCCGUCCAUAAAGACAGAAUAUUUCAAGAAAUGUGUCUGUUCACACAAAAACCACUAAAAAUACUGCAGUACAUAUUCCAGGCCUGUAAGUGGCAAUGUAACGAUUCCACAGAACGACACCCAAAACAGAGAAGAAGACACGGAACACGCAGAAACUCAUGUUGCUGGGGUUAUAGUUGAUAAUACAUUAAAAAUAGCUCACUUAUCUGAGACAGAAAUGGAAUAGCAUGUACUAAAGUUCGGUUUUACAUACCCAAAGUAAGCGGUCGAGAUGGCUCAGGCAGAUUUACUUCCACAGUUUUUUUUAUAAAAUUUACUAUAGUCACAGAAACAUUGGCUCUACUGAACAGCAGAGCAGAAUAUUAAAAGGUUAACUGGUAACCGUUGCCCAAUAAACUCUUUAUUUGCAGGUUUUUUACAUUGUGUUUCAUUACAUCAUCUGAACACAUUUUACUGUCCAGCGUCUAUUAGAGAAAAUAUAGCUGCUACUAUUUUGUUUAGCUAAUAACAACUAACCAACACAACAAUGCGCAAAUCUUACUGGUUUUUCAACUUUUAACUGGAAUAUUAUGAACUUGAAAGUGACAUCAUUCCCAGCUAGCUCAGAGUUCCAGCUUUGGAGGCUAACAAAUUAGCAUAGUAUGCUAAUAUUUGCUGAUUAGCAUCAAAUAUGCAGUGCAGCUGUGUCAUUAGAUAUAGUUUAUAGUAGGAUUGAUAUUUGAUCAGGAUGUGACGCAUCUUUGUGAGGGAUUAUCGCUUUUAACAUGGCACCAGUCUGAACAACUAAUUAACAGGUUAACAGGUUAGCAUGCACAGAGGUGGUGGGUCUUAAUUUGGUGGAAAAUUCUACAAAUCACAGAUCAGUUUAAAAAGUAACUGUGAUUAUACUAAAAAAAAACAUCGUUCAGCAUAUUUUCUUUGAGGAUUUUUAAAGGUGCAUUGUUUCUGGAGGACAGUGAGGAAAUUUCUAAUAUUUGUGUUGUAUAUUGAUGAUGUAUUUGUGUUUACAUACUUUGGGCUUAGAGGAGUCUAAUACGUCUCAGAGUUGCACUAUAAUGUUGUUUUGCCAUUGCAGAGACUAAAAAAUGAUUAAGAACACUGAAGCCAUUUCUUUAACUCUACUAACCCAUGAGAGCUUUUAUUUUGGAGAAGCUGAAACCUAUGGCCAAAUAAAUUCAACCCGGUUAGGUUUCAUAAUAAUAUCCAGUUUUACCAGUAGAUCCAUGACUGGCAUGUUUAAUGGUUUAAAUAGUGGGACACAUUAAUUUCAGAAACUAUUAUUUAGUAAAUUGUAGAGCUUUAGCAGUGUUACAGAGAGGUGAACAAAGUUGUGUGUACAAAUUUCCUAUCAGGUUCUGGAUUUAAAACCAUGCUGCACACUUUGCCUCCUCCCUUCCUGUGGAGGGCAGCAAACAAUAAUGAGAAAUCCAAAGCUACAUUUUUAAGGACAUUUCAGUAUCACUGCAUCUAUUGCCUGUUAUUUAACUGUGAAAGUAUCAUGAGAGCUACCAGAAAUGAGUUUAACAUAUGAAAUUUGACUAAAACUGAGUGAUCCAGGCUGAAAAUCUGUGUUCUGCUGAAUUAUGUUUCAUGGGAGUUAACAAUUAUGGUCAGAUUUAUUUGCAGUUUCAUCUGCAGGAAUGUUGGGACGCUGUGUGAAAUGUUAAAGAAAAUGAAUUGUUUAUCAUUGAAAACCUACAUUUGAUACAGAAGUUCAGUGCUGUUGAAAAGCCUGGUUCAAGUUUGGACUAUGUUUAAGAAAAAUACUCAACUGAUAAGGUCAACAAAAGCCUGGAAACAUGAAUCUUUCAGAAAUAAAAAUAGAAAAAAAACUGGCAAAUUGCAACCAGUUCAGAUUCGCCUCAUCUAAAAAAAAUGGUGAAAACAAUUUUUCAAAGUCUCCAAGACAAAAUGUGGAAGUGCUGGGUGGUAUGACCAAAAUUAUAUCACUGUAAUUUUACAAAUUACACAGAUUUUAAGGCAUUUUUUCCAGUUUUUGACAAUCUACUGACUGAGAGAAAAUUACUGCAGUAAAGUGGCUAAGAAUACCAACUCCAUUGUUAUAAGAAUUAUAAGAGGAAACAAAAUCAUUUUAAUGUCUUCGUCAUCACCCUGAAUCUUUUUUUCUCUACAGAACUUAUCAGAACCAGGUCUUUGGCUGUAUGGAUGAUGGUGGUGUAGGUGAUCUUGAUGCUGCUUACUUUUUUGUCAUAGUACCUCUACGAGUGGCAUCUGACUGGAGUGUCCUCCAGCUUCUUCAGUUUUAGAAGAUGUGGAGCGUGUUAGUCUCAGUUUAUUACUUUCCUGCUACUCCAAAGCAUGUUUGUGGUGCAGCAAAUUGCUCAUGUCGACCGGAUUUGCAGUAAAUUAUUGUUUUGGUUCGUGUGCAUCCCUUUAAAUACAACUAAGAUAACGCAAUAUAGUGCAAAUA
Melanotaenia boesemani (Boeseman's rainbowfish) is the source of this 6298-nucleotide messenger RNA. RefSeq names its product zinc finger protein 561-like. Gene Ontology annotation, molecular function: DNA-binding transcription factor activity; RNA polymerase II cis-regulatory region sequence-specific DNA binding. Gene Ontology annotation, biological process: regulation of transcription by RNA polymerase II. NCBI's taxonomy places the organism in Eukaryota, Metazoa, Chordata, Actinopteri, Atheriniformes, Melanotaeniidae. The transcript has 10 exons. Bases 495 to 2618 code for a protein of 707 amino acids. The record is from RefSeq and is a predicted model, not a curated record.